Suillus subalutaceus is the source of this 603-nucleotide messenger RNA. RefSeq lists its product as uncharacterized. The record is from RefSeq and is a predicted model, not a curated record. Lineage: Eukaryota; Fungi; Basidiomycota; Agaricomycetes; Boletales; Suillaceae. The coding region runs from base 1 to 603 and encodes 200 amino acids. The transcript has a single exon.
AUGGACGCAUCAGAUGACUGUGACCCUAAGCUGGUCAUCGCACUCCCCUCCGAAAUCUUCUGGCACUUGAUCAAGUUCAGCAGGCUGUCAUCUGUCAAAUUCAUCGGCAUUGGAAAUUACAAUCUUGACGAUAGGUUCAUCAAUGAUGUCACAGUUGCCUGGCUGAAAAUUUGGGCAUUGAAGUUCGCUCCAAUGAGAUGUGCCAGUUAUACCAUCACCUUCACCGCCAUGAUAUCGCUGUCGUCAAGGUGCAGAUCACUCCACACCUUACAUCUGACGCUUGAUGCUACACAAUCAACGACAAUUCCUCAAGCACCGGACGGGAUGGAAGAUCUUUGGCCCAUGCAAACAGCCCUUCGAAAGCUGCAUCUUGGACACUCUGAGGUGUUGAAAGUUGUGGGCAUUCCAUAUUUCCUAGCUGAGGUGUUUCCAACUCUAUCAGAUUUCAAGUCGUACUAUUGCUACUGCAAUCCCAAUAUCGAUAGGAUUCAAUCAGGACUGUUGGAAGCAUGGGGACAACUAAGGUUACUUCAGAAGGGUGAGGAAUUGGAGGAGGAGGAGGAGGAGGAGAGGGUGAAGGAGGAUUCAGAUGAUGAUGCAUAG